Melampsora larici-populina 98AG31 is the source of this 2643-nucleotide messenger RNA. RefSeq lists its product as uncharacterized. Gene Ontology annotation, cellular component: cytosol. Gene Ontology annotation, molecular function: FMN binding; NADPH-hemoprotein reductase activity; flavin adenine dinucleotide binding. The record is from RefSeq and is a predicted model, not a curated record. The transcript has 12 exons. Lineage: Eukaryota; Fungi; Basidiomycota; Pucciniomycetes; Pucciniales; Melampsoraceae. Bases 217 to 2415 code for a protein of 732 amino acids.
CUGGAAAGUUGUAAGAAGCCUUGAUAGAACAAGCUUCGGUGCACAGGGGAAAGGAGUGACAGAACAAUCAAGCGCAUCCCAGUAAAAGCCGAGGUAGGGUAUUAUAAGGGUAUCAACGUUCAAGUCCAACUGCCCUUCUGAUUCUGGAGUCAAGUGAACAUCUCGAUUUAAAGGGUUUCGGAUUCGAUCUCGAUCUGCUCAAACUACGCUUCAAUCAUGUCCUAUAAUAUUUCAGAACUCUUCGUCCCCUCACUCGCUGGGCUUAUUUCGCUUUACGUCCUAUGGUCUUACUUUGUCUCUUCACCCAAAUCCUCAACCCCAACCCCGAAGGUUCCAACUCUCAAUGGUAACUUCAAGCCCGGUAAUCAGUCUGCUGACCUUCCAGAAGCAGGUCGGGAUUUCGUCAAAAGAAUGGAACUGCAGAAGAAGAAAGUUGUCGUUUUCUAUGGUUCCCAGACUGGCACAGCCGAAGAUUACGCAACCAGAUUGGCAAAGGAAGCUAAAUCACGAUAUGGAAUCAGCAGUCUGGUAGCCGAUCCGGAUGAUUACGACUUUGAUACGCUCGAUCAGAUGACCGAAGAUCAAUUAGCGGUUUUCGUGAUGGCUACUUAUGGCGAAGGGGAGCCCACCGAUAAUGCGGUCAACAUGCUCGAGUUCCUCAAGACUACACCUAAAGAUCAACUCGACCUCAGCAAGUUGAAGUUUGUCGUGUUCGCCUUGGGGAAUCGUACAUAUGAGCAAUUUUGCGCGAUGGGCAAGAUCAUAGACGAAGAGUUGACGGGCAAAGGGGCACGGAGAAUCGGAGAGUUAGGCAUGGGAGACGAUGACAAGUCUAUGGAGGAAGAUUAUCUCGCUUGGAAGGACCCCAUGUGGUUAGCCGUCCAAGCUGAGAUGGGUUGGGAGGAAGGUGCUGGAGGUGAUGUAGCGGACUUUGAUGUCAAAGAGAUUGAUCCAAAAGAGGCCGAUGAGAGCAGGGUUUACAAGGGCGAGCUCAGUGCCCGAGCACUGCUCGGCACCCCCGGCGUUUUCAAUGCUAAGAAUCCGUAUAUCGCACCCGUGUCUGAAACAAAGGAACUGUUUAUUGCUGGUGAUCGAAAUUGCGUACAUGUAGAAUUUGACUUGAAAGGCAGUGGAUUACGGUAUCAGCCUGGGGACCAUCUCGCUGUUUGGCCUGUCAAUCCGGACUCGGAGGUCGAGCGUCUGAUGAAACUCCUGGGUUUAUGGAAAAAGAGGGAAACGGUAGUAGACCUCACUUCGCUAGACCCCACCUUGGCCAAGGUACCGUUCCCGAGCCCAGCAGCUUACGAUGCUAUCUUCCGCCACUAUCUGGACAUCUCUACCACCGCCUCCCGUCAAUUACUCUCCUCAUUAGCUCAAUUUGCACCUACCGAACGUGCUCGAGAGGAAAUGCGUGAAUUGGGUACAAACAAAGAUCGUUACUCGAAUACAGUAGCUCGGCUUGGGCUUCGAUUAGGAGAAUGUAUGAUGAUGGCGAUGAAUGGUCCGUUAGAGUCAGAAGAUCCAUUGUCAGAAAAUUUCGGAGCGGGCUGGUUAGAAGAAUGGAAGAUUCCGUUUGAUCGGAUCGUUAGUGGACUGCCAAGGCUACAACCUAGGUUUUAUUCGAUCUCGAGUUCACCAAAGAUGGUCCCCGACAAAGUUCAUAUCACCGCGGUUGUGUUGAAGUAUGGAUCCGGGGACCGGCUUGUAUACGGGUGUGGAACAAAUUACCUUUUGAAUGUCAAACUCGCACUCAAUGGAGAACAUGAGCGACUAGCAAACCAACCAAUCGAUCAGCGUCAUCACGGGGUACCGAAAUACAAACUCGAAGGGCCGAGGGGCAAGUACCUAGGCCCCUCAGGCGAGUUACGGAUACCAAUUCACAUCCGGCGUUCCAGCAUGCGUUUACCUACAUCGCCACACAUACCGGUGGUGAUGAUCGGACCUGGCACGGGAGUAGCCCCAUUCAGAUCAUUUAUACAGGAACGAGUGACAAGUGCGCGUAAGGCAAAGGAGCGCGGGGGUGGCCUGGAGCAGUGGGCCAAUAUUGUGUUGUUUUAUGGAUGUCGAAAGGAGAAUGAAGAUUUCUUGUAUCGUGAGGAGUGGGAUCAAUAUGCAGCAGAAUUGGACGGAAAGUUCAAGAUGUUCACCGCUGUUUCACGAAAACCUGGAACUGAGAAGAAGCGAUAUGUACAGGACGAUAUCUGGGAUCAGCGUAGCAUGAUUGGGGAGAUGAUUCUACAGAAGAAAGGAUACACAUAUAUCUGCGGUGACGCAAAGCACAUGGCUAAGGAUGUAGAAGAGACCUUGAGGAAGGUUUUGGGUGAGUACCGAGGAGGGACAGCUGAGGUAGAAGGAGCCCAAGAGUUGAAAAUCUUGAAAGAUCGGAACCGAUUACUAUUGGAUGUGUGGUCUUAGAAGAAACGUAAAUUAGCAUGGAAAUACGGAUAAAGUUUCUCUGUUUAUUCUUGUGAUAAAUUUCCUAUCCAUUAUACACUAGAGCAAAGGAGUAGCAGCUAGCUACUCGUAUAUCUCUAGUAGCAUGACUUUCAUAUGUACACGGUCUCGAUUGUUUGACUGUUCAUUUGUGUGGCUGUACCGAACACUUCUAUUCAACAUUGCAAUCAAAACCCGAACUUGUUUAUG